AUGGCGCAAUCGGACGAGGAAGAUGACUAUAUGAAUAUGGUGUUCGACGAUGCGCCAAAGGGGCCAAAGUAUGAAACUUCCCUUCAACGCGCCGCGCGCAAGCGCAAAGAGGGCGAGGCUAGAGCGCGACAGAAGACCAAGGCAGAAAAACAGGAAGAAGCCGAAGUUGCACGAGAAGCUGCCCUCGCUACCGCCCUGCCUGAGACCAACAAAGGAUUCAAGAUGAUGGCCAAAUUUGGAUUCAAGCAAGGCGAUGCUCUAGGCAAAUCCGAAGAUGCACGUAAAGAGCCUAUACGAGUCAAUCCCAAGGACGAUAGAGGAGGCAUUGGUCUUGAGUCGGAGAAGAAGCGCAAGUUCAGGGAGCAGUUCGAAGAGGCAGACCGACUGGCAAAACGCGCAAAGGAAGAGGAGGGUGACUAUCUCGAGAUAUUGCGCCAAGAACAGAAGGAGAAGAAGGCUGAACGGGACUUGGACAACGCACAGAGGACAGCCGAGCGCUUGUCUGAUAAGAAGGCUGAAGGAGAAGGCGCGACAGACCCGAGCGAGAAACCGCUCAAGGACAUUAACGUUCUUUGGCGUGUUCGUGCGCGGCGAAGGGUUGAGAGCAAGCGCGACAAGCAACAACGCCGAGAACUGAACAACAGCAUUUCGUCACGACUACCCACGCUAGCCCCCGAUGACGAUGACGACGAUUCAAAAAUAGCACAAGGCCGAGACCUUGCGCCAUUCUACACUACACUUGAAAACGAGCUCGAAGAUGAAGAUCCAGAACUGGCAGAAUUCGAGGCCUUGCCCGUGACAGAGCGCCUACAGAAGCUCUUGGUAUUUCUUCGCCAAGAGUACCGUUACUGUCUCUACUGUGGUUACGAAUACCCAGACGCAGAAAUGGAGGGAUGUCCCGGAGUUACUGAAGAGGAGCACGAUUGA
This is a messenger RNA of Alternaria atra, 927 nucleotides long. RefSeq lists its product as uncharacterized. Gene Ontology annotation, molecular function: nucleic acid binding. NCBI's taxonomy places the organism in Eukaryota, Fungi, Ascomycota, Dothideomycetes, Pleosporales, Pleosporaceae. Bases 1 to 927 code for a protein of 308 amino acids. The transcript has 2 exons. The record is from RefSeq and is a predicted model, not a curated record. Gene Ontology annotation, cellular component: kinetochore.